AUGUACUUUUAAAAUUUUGACGUAUAAUAAUAAAACAGCUUUAAUCACUCCGAAAUAUAAGCAUUUGAUUUGUAUAAAAAACUACUGAAUAUUCUAUUCAUUCACAGUUACAGUUUAUAAAUUAUAAAAUAAAAUUUUUAAAAUGUUUUAUAUCAGUUGUAUGAUAAGUAAAAUUACUUCAUGUAAUAUAAAUACCCAGGUCAUAUGAUUUCAAACUUCGCGACCAAGACAUUUCCCAAUCACCAGUCAAUAGCCACCGGUUUCUAUGAGGAGAACCACGGAAUCAUUAACAAUGAGUUCUUUGAUCCCAAAUAUAACGAUACCUUUGAUAUCGAUAAUUCACCCGAUUAUUGGUGGACUGAAUGGUUGGGCACACCUGUUUGGAUUGUAAACCAAUUGUACGGUCGUAGGAGUGGAUCAAUGCAAUGGCCCAGUAGUCAAGUCGUGUAUAUGAAUCAAACCGUUAGAUACCAUCAAAGCUAUAACCCUGCGAUGCCAUGGGAUACAAGAGUCGAUACAAUUAUAGAGUGGAUAACCCACAAAAGUGAACCGGCUAAUUGUAUUUUCUUAUAUUUCAAUGAGCCGGACACUACUUCGCAUAUUUAUGGACCUUUUAGUAACCAAACCAAAGGUCAGGUGCGAAGGGCUGAUAAUAUAGUGGGAUAUUUGUUGCAAAGUUUGGAUACAAAGAAUUUGUUAAAGAAAACUAAUUUAAUAAUACUAUCAGACCAUGGAUUCGCUGAAAUCAAGGAAAACCAAGAAAUCAAUUUAAAUGACAUAAUAGAUCCUAAUAUGUACGACAUGUACGGCAAUUCUCCAGAUUGGCAUAUACUUCCUAAGCCCGGUCUUUUGGACAAUGUCUAUGAGAUACUACUGAACGCAUCGAAAACACUACCUUUUACUGUCUAUAAAAAGGCUGACAUCCCUGAGCGCUACCACUACAGCAAGAAUCGCAGAAUUCUACCCAUUUUUCUCAUAGCAGAUGAGGGAUGGCAAGUGCAUCGGACGGCCAGUCCAGUGCCUUUAAAGGGUAAUCACGGGUGGGAUAACCGGUUGCCAUCAAUGAGGCCGCUGUUCAUGGCGAGUGGACCGGCGUUUAAGCGUCGAUAUUAUCACAACCGGGUGUUUCUCAAUACAGAUCUCUUUCCACUAAUGCUACGAAUAUUAGGUCUACCCUUAAAGCCUUUCCCAAGUGAUGGUUCACUCGACAGUGUCAUCGAUUUGUUAGGAAAUAAUGAAAGUAAUCAUAGUAUCAGACAAUUAUCGGCAAGUCUUUCCCGAGUGAUGGUUCUCUCGAUAAUUCCAAUAAGUAGUCCACCGAUUCUUAUAGUCAUAUCGUUUGAUGGCUUUCGAUACGAUUAUGUAUCGCCAGAGUCGACGCCAACCCUCUAUAAACUUCGUACAAACGGAGUGAGCGGUAAGUAA
Oppiella nova is the source of this 1425-nucleotide messenger RNA. The record is from the annotation of a GenBank genome assembly. NCBI's taxonomy places the organism in Eukaryota, Metazoa, Arthropoda, Arachnida, Sarcoptiformes, Oppiidae.